AGCUAUGAGGAAGGCACCAUGAUCGAGGUUAGAGAUGCUUACUUUGCUGAUUUUUUAGUGUAAAUUAAACUAACUUUAGAUACAUAAUGAAGUGAUACAAAUGAAAAGAUGCUGUAUUUUUAAGGGACCUGUUUCACAUAAACUUUGUUUCUUAACAAAUGUGAAAAACCUAAAGAAUGAAAUUGGAAAGUCAAUGAGAGAAACAGCUGUAAAAUCAGAGACCUAUAUUGAAAUUUUGUGCCUGCUUUCUGGGUUUUGUGUACAUUAUUUACUUUAAGCCUCAAUUUCGUAUGUAAAAUGGGGAAAUUAAUAUUUAUCUCAUAGAAUUAUUCCAUAGGUCGAAUAAAGGCUUUAAAGCCUUUAGCACAGUGUCUGGUCCAGAGUAGCUGCUUAAUCAGUGGCGGUUGUAUUUAUAGUAAUAACUUAAUAUUCUUGAACACUUUACCAGGCCAAAAAAAGGAAAGAAAGAGGAGGACAUGGGGAAUACAAAGGAGGGUAAGAAUAAAAUUAAAUGAUUAUAUGCAUAUAAUACAGAUCACAUUAGGCAGGGGUGUCAUGAGGAUUAGUGUGAUAGUGACCUUGUUGCUAAGUGCAAAAGCAAAACAAUGACAUAAAAACAAGUAGGCUAGGCACUGAGUGGAGGAGAGAGAUGGAGGCAGACACUGCAGGAAAAAAAGCUGAUUAAAAAGGGGCCUUUGAUUCCACAGGCACAAAAAUCCACAGCCAGGAAUUUGCUGCCACCUCUGAGUCAGGCAGGGGGUGGGGGUGGGGUGCACAAUCCCAUUAGUACAGAAUGCCCAGUGGAUUUAGUCUGAGAGUCACAUUUCUUAUUUGGACCAGUGUAGACAGAAGCAAACCCAGCUCACUUGUUUCCUGGGACAUUUGAGUUAGGGGAUGGCUUUCGCAGAGCACUCAUCGCUGACCCCUCACCGCCGGGACCUCUGUAGCCGCUCUAUCUGGCUAGCGAGGAAGAUUCGUUCAGAUCUGACUGCUCUUAUGGAAUCUUAUAUGAAGCAUCAGGGCCUGAACGAGAACAUAAACCUGGACUCUGUGGAUGGUGUGCCAAUGGCAAGCACUGAUCGAUGGAGUGAGCUGACUGAGGCAGAACGACUCCAAGACAACCUCCAAGCUUAUCGUGCCUUCCAUGUUAUGUUGGCCAGGCUUUUAGAAGACCAACAGGUACAUUUUACUCCAGCUGAAGGGGACUUCCAUCAAGCAAUACAUACCCUUCUACUCCAAGUUGCUGCCUUUGCUUACCAACUGGAGGAAUUAAUGAUGCUCCUGGAACACAAGAUCCCCCCCAAUGAGGCUGAUGGGAUGCCUACCGUUGUUGGAGAUGGUGGUCUCUUUGAGAAGAAGCUGUGGGGCCUGAAGGUGUUGCGAGAGCUUUCACAGUGGACAGUUAGAUCCAUUCGUGACCUUCGAGUCAUUUCUUCUCAUCAGACUGGGAUUCCAGCACACGGGAGCCAUUAUAUUACAAAUGACAAGAAAAUCUAGCAGUUUUCCCUUUUCUCUCCCCCUUCCUUUUCUAGUGGAAUAUACACAGUUCCCUGAGGCCUCACUUUCCCAUUCUUAAGUUUUGAAAGUUUUCUAACCUUUUAAGACCACAGGCAUUUUCAUCAAGUAUGGUUGGAGACAUGGACAAAUGGGCAUAAGGUUUAUUGUGGAGAGUGUGUGUGUGUGUGUGUGUGUGUGUGUGUGUUUUGGACCAUGAGGGAGUGGGGACAAGGGCAACAUCCUUCCACUUUAGUGCUCUAACCUUUUCUACCCACUAAGUUAACCUUACAAGUAUUUAACAGUCUCACAGGAUAAAUGUAUGUUUAACUUUAGUCCUAGAUGACUUUUCUGAGAAGACUGAAACAGUGAAUGAAAAAUCAUGGACUCUACUAGCCAAUUCAAACUCACAGAUAAUAAAAAUAGUAACUAACGUUUAUGGAGUAUGUACUGUAUUGUAGCAGUACGCCAGGGGCUCUGUGUGUAAUUUCCACAACUCUGUUGAGGGAGGUAGUGUUCUCCCCUCUUGGCAGAUGAGAAAACAGAAAUUACAACUUGUUCAAGGUUACCCACCUAGCAAAUGGCACGCUUCAGUUUGAACUCAGAUCUUUCUCACUCUAAAGCCUAUGUGCCCUUCACUUUAGAGGCCUAAUUAUGAACUUCUUUCACUGCACCUCUGUGUCACAGAGGGUUGGAAAAUUGACCCAUGUAGUCUAUCCCUAGCACUGGAAAAACAAUCCCCAUUAUGUGUCCUGAUGUUACUAGAACAAAAUUUGCAUGAAGGGCAGUAUUUGUUGCCCAUGCCUAGCUAAGAAGAGAGCACUGGAGAUGUUAAGAUUCGGUUUGGGGAAAAGAUUAGGCCCACCAGACUUGUGAAAUUAAGAAGCUCCAGGCUGCUUUAGAGUGCCCACAAAUGUUUUUUGAGUUUUGGAUUGGGCACAACUCGUACUAGGUUACCUCACAUUUAUUGUAAUCAGCAAUGUGGCAACAUAGGCACUGUAAGCCAAGCAUUCAUGCACAAUGGUUGGAAUACUACUCAGGUUAAAAUGUCACAAAACUCCUUUUACCACACAUUCUCUGGACUUAGUCAUGAGGAGAGGGUGAGGCCCACUCUGUUCCAAGUAGGAAUGCCAGCGAUACUGAAGCAAUAUACAGCAAAGCCUCCAUGCUUCACAAGAAAGGGGCAGGGCAUUGUGUUCAAUGUUCUUGAGAGAAACACUGUAUGAAAGACCCCAACUAGUAAAUGUGGGCAUUAAUGGAAAAGGUCAUUUGCGGUCAGGCGUACGAACCAGUGCUGCAGUGUAAACCCAGAAGUUCUCAGGUGUGACGUUAUUUUAUGCUACCAGUUAAAGUCACCAUCGUGGAUGGGGAACCCAAAUCAGUUUAGUUUACUUACUGUGCUCUUAAGUGAACCAUGAGUCAGAGAGGGCUAACCGCAUAGGUUGCAUGAGAUUGGGAUGGGGUGACUUAGCUUUCAUCUUUUUCCCACAAGGGUUUGUGUCCACAACUCCACGAGGUCAGUGUUAUGAGGACUCUGGGAGAGGCACUGUGGCAAUACAGGGCAAGGAAGGCCCUGCUCUGCAAUAUACAUCUGUGGAAAUGGCCUUGUAUGUGUAGAAGACAUCAGUUCUGGUUGGAAUUGUGAGGCACGAGGUUAGGGUUAGGGAGUUCUAGGGAGGAGCUCGAUGAGGGCCAGAAAUCAUUUUCUGGAGGAGGGAGGAGUUCGGUUGUAUCUCAGAGGGUGGCUGGGUACUAAAUAAAGAGAAAUCAUGAGAAGAGGAAGAGUUGGCUGGUUAGAAGAAAGUGAGGCAGUAAUAAGCAUUUGGGUCCAGCUGCCACUCGAGGUUAAUGUUUGGUUUUAUUUCAUUUGUAAUUUUGGUGUAUAGGUAGAUACUGUCUCAGUAAAAGCAUAGAGGCUUACUUCACUUAAGCUUUCUCUGAUUUGAACUUUUUCUUCUGCUUAAGAGCAGUAUUUCUAAUGGAUAAAGUACCUGUUUAUUAAUGUGAAGCUCGUAGAUUUACCUAUGAAGUGUUUUAGGCUCUUUCUGUUUAAUGGAUAAAGAUGGGAAUACAGUUUCUUACUGGGGAGUAACUGAACACAAACCUGAAUCUGAAAGAAGUGGCUCCCAAGUGUUUUGUUUUUAUAUUCAGCAGAUGAGGCAGAGCAGACGUUGGCAGAAGUUUUGGAAAUCAAGGGAGCAUGACUUAAGCUUUGUUGAGUUACAUGUGUAGAAAUAUUUAUCUGUAAGAGGCACAUUCGAAGUGGCAGAGGGUCCAGGAAAGGUACAAGUACUAACUACUGAAUAGGAGAAAAAUAGGAAGCUGUGUGAGUCUUGAUUAGUAAGCAGCCAAGUCCCCCUGAGUGUGUACGCCCAGCGUUGUGAUAAGAGUUCUGUAUCAGUUUCUUCAAAAAAAA
Molecule: messenger RNA, 3910 nt
Organism: Lynx canadensis (Canada lynx)
Lineage: Eukaryota; Metazoa; Chordata; Mammalia; Carnivora; Felidae
Gene: CNTF
Product: ciliary neurotrophic factor
Exons: 2
Coding region: 895-1497 (200 amino acids)
Biological process (GO): astrocyte activation; positive regulation of axon regeneration; ciliary neurotrophic factor-mediated signaling pathway
Cellular component (GO): axon
Molecular function (GO): cytokine activity; growth factor activity; ciliary neurotrophic factor receptor binding
Source: RefSeq, a predicted model, not a curated record